Molecule: messenger RNA, 708 nt
Organism: Dichotomopilus funicola
Lineage: Eukaryota; Fungi; Ascomycota; Sordariomycetes; Sordariales; Chaetomiaceae
Exons: 4
Coding region: 1-708 (235 amino acids)
Source: RefSeq, a predicted model, not a curated record
AUGCCGGACAACCGUGGCCCUGGGGCUUCGCACGAUGAGAAGCGGGACUCCUACCGUACCUUGAGAGGCCUGGGCUACCUGGUCCACGAUCACCCCACUAUCUUAGGUUAUACCCAUAGUCCAAACCCGGGCUGGAACGCCAUAGAAGAAGGCGACGAGGAGCAGUCCAAAGAGCUCAAGUCCGCUCUAUGUUUACUGCUAGAGUUCGAGAGACACAUUGAUUACCUCGUUAAUAACUGGCUGAACCGCAAACACCAUCAACAAUCCUACGCUCUUAACCCCGAUACAUUCAAGACUAAAUACAAACGCUGGAGGAACACUCCACGUCACGAGGUGACAGCAGGGUUCACGAGCCUGACCCUGCGUAUCUGCGCUUGCUCCCUUGAUUUUAUCGACGAGGAUCGCGCCACGGAACUCAACGUGACGAACGUUCGGGGACUUACGGACCAAGUAUAUACGGCAGCCAAAAACUUGGCGAUAGUAUUCCGCCAGGAGAAGGCGGCCUGGCAUUCAAUGGCUGCUGUGAUCCAAAGCGGGAUCGGAAACGUGGUGGGCGGGAGCGCUUUUGCCGCGUGCCAGAGUGCGGCUGCUGGAGGCGCGGGUGCGGCGGCUGUCAAUGGAGUCGUGGCUGGCACCGGAGCUGCAGUGUCAGCAGUGGCUGCUGGUGGGAGGUUCUUAGUGUCGAGGCUCGGGCGAGUAGUCUCGUAG